Molecule: messenger RNA, 379 nt
Organism: Blastocystis hominis
Lineage: Eukaryota; Bigyra; Opalinata; Blastocystidae
Product: Cpn10
Exons: 4
Coding region: 1-375 (124 amino acids)
Cellular component (GO): mitochondrial matrix
Molecular function (GO): protein folding chaperone; metal ion binding; protein-folding chaperone binding
Source: RefSeq, a predicted model, not a curated record
AUGCAUCCUCUUCUUUCGAACCUUCUUUUGGAAAACGGGCGUUUCAAUUUCCACUCCAAGGCAAUUAUUAUUAAUCAAAUUGCAAUCAAAUAUGGUAAGGAAUGGAACACUGUAGUGUUAGUGAAGAGACUCGUUGCCAAGGCUCAGACUGCCACGGGAAUUCUGCUUCCCGAAACUUCGGUCGCGAAGGCGAAUCAGGGCAAUGUGAUUGCCGUGGGUCCUGGCCGCAUGGACAACAAUGGAAAAUUGCUGCCUAUGAACUGCAAGGUCGGUGAUCGUGUGUUGCUCCCUGAGUAUGGAGGCACCCCUCUGAAGAUGGGAGAGGAGGAAUACACUCUGUUCUGCGACUGUGAUAUUCUGGGAAAGUUUGAGUAAUUUU